UGUUAUAUUGCAAGUCGAGGAGGGGGGUUGUGUGCAAAUCCGCUCCGAUGCGAAUCUAUUUGACCUGUGUCCGUGACCUUGCAUGGUGUCCGUGGCGAUAAAUAGGUGUGUUCUAGUGACCUUAAGGUGCGGAGAGGCGCGAAGGGCGUUAUAGAUACGGAAUUAAGGAAAUACUGGGGACAAAACACUAGACACAUAGGAGGAGUGUGUGUGCUUGGAGGACCUGAGCCACCUCCACCCCACCCCUUGGGCUUCCUGCCCCAGGAGGAGGAGGAGGAGGAGGAGGAGGAGGAGGAGGAGGAGGAGACGCGGGUGCCCCCCGGGGGACGUGACAGCGGUGACGACGAGCCCCCCGUCCUGCACCCCCCUGGCCCCCAAGCCCCACCCCACCUACCACCAGCCACACCAGUCCCCACAGCAGCCUCCGUCACCCGCCCCACACCAGGAGCACCUGCCCCAGGACUGCCUGCCCCGCCCCCACAAGGACACCGCCCCCAGCCUCCCCUGUCCAGAAGGAGCGCGCCCCUCACAGGUCCCGCUCCCGCUCCCACUCCUGCUGCAGCACUGUGGCACUCAACAUAGCCACAGCAGGAGAGGCAGGGGAGAGCUCACACACACACACACACACACACACACACACACACACACACACACCACACACACACACACACACACACACACACACACACACACACACACACACACACACACACACACACACACACACACACACACACAUUACUUAUAUAACUGUCACUAAUUACACACAAGUAAUUCUUUCACAGGCCAAUUAUCAACCCCCAAACUAACCCCCCUCCUCCCAACAGUUCCAUUACCCUUAUGAUGCAGCCAAGGGGACUGACGCCACCACCACCACCACCACCACCCACCACCACCGCCACCACCACCGCCACAACAAGGGUUAUUCAAGUGGGGAACAUGCUUCAGGUGUUGCCCCAAGAUGCCUCAGCCCCGCAGCCCCACUCCGCCAUGAUAGUGCAGGCAGGGAAUGUCAUACAGGAGGCCACGUCGGAGGUGCCUGUGGUGGGGUCGCCAGUUCCAGAGUACGAAGUGGAGGAGGAAGAGGAAGAAGAGGACGAGGAGGAGGCACGGAUGAGGAAGAAGAAAAGAUCAUUAGCUGUAGCUCUCCCUCCAGCUGAUAAGGGGAUAUUAAGGAGCCCUUCCUACAGGUGUGUCUGUCUACCUGUGUGUCUCUCCAUCUCUCCCUCUCAUUUUUCCAGUUUCCCAUUAUUUUCUCCACCCUCUUCCAGCCUCUCACUGUCUUUUCUCAGCCUCUCCCAGCCUCUCUCUCUCUCUCUCUCUCUCUCUCUCUCUCUCUCUCUCUCUCUCUCUCUCUCUCUCUCUCUCUCUCUCUCUCUCUCUCUCUCUCUCUCUCUCUCUCUCUCUCUCUCUCUCUCUCUCUCUCUCUCUCUCUCUCUCUUGCAGGUACUCUCCCAGCCGUGUCACAGCUGAUGAUGAUGAUGAUGAUGAUGAUGCCAUGCCCACCCCCAGCCUGAGCCACCCUCCACCCACCCCAGCCCUCACCAAGCCUCCUUCAGUACCCCUCCACACCACCACCACCACCACCAGCGACGCAACAGCCUCAUCUACCUCAGCCGGCCCACCCCCUGGCCCGACCCCCUCCCUGACAGUGGCCCCCCCACGGCAGGCAAGAAGAAGAAGGAGGAGAAAGUAUCAAUAAUCGUACAGAUUCGCGACGAGGAAUCCAGACUGAAACAGGCGCUGGGUUUAAAGAACAUAAUUUUCAACCCUUACGGUCCUGGCCUGGCCCCGAUUGCCAAGCUGCUGGACACCCCUGAGGAGCUGAAGCGUUUUGAGCCCAAGGGCUGCACCAUGAAGGUCCGGCCGGAGGAGAACGAGGCUCGGCAGAACAGAAACAAAGAACGGCGGCGCAGGGACAGGCCGGAGAGGGUCGACAGAAUGGACCGCCCCAGGGCAAAGGAGAAGGACAGACGCACGGACGCACAGGCCACGCAGGUCCGCUCCAUCCACCCACCCGUGCACAGAAAUGCUGGUAUCUCCACGUUGACAACUGGCCAGAGGAAGUAAGGACAGUACCUUGUGUCCCUGCCUCUGCUACCCCACCCCCUGCCCCGCCCCCUGCCCCAGCCCCCCGCACACAAGUCGGCCAAGUCCAAGUGGGACUCUGACACAGAAGAGCAAGUGGACGGACAGAAGUGAGGGGAGAGAGAGAGGAGGAAGAGAAGGAGGAGAGGAAGGAAAAUAAAAAUAUAAUCAAGAAUUUGGAGGAAGAGGAAGACCAGGAGGUACAGGUGAAGGAAGAGGAGGAAGAGGAAUAGACUAUCCCAGAGAAGAUGAAGGAAGAGGAGGAAGAGGAGGAGGAGGAGGAGGAGGAAGAGAAGGAAGAGUGAGGCAAAGGUCUUCCCCGAUUGUUUGACCGAAGAAUACGAAGCUUUCCUUAUGAUGGUGGAUGGAGGAGGAGGAGGAGGAGGAGGAGGAGGAGAGAAGAAAGAGGAGGAAGAGGAAGAGGAGGAGGAGGAAGGAAGAUGCAAGAGAGAGGUCACAUCACUAUAUAAAGAAGAGGAGGAAGACUACAUGAAAAUUGAAGAAGAGGAGGAGGAAAGAAGAAGAAAGAGGAUGAGAGAGGAGGAGGAGGAAGAGGAAGAGGAGAAGAAAGAACAGAAGACCCUGGAGAAGAUGAAGAAGAAGAGGAAGAAGCAAAUGAAGGAGAAGAGGAGGCAGAAGAAACUGGAAAAGAAGGCAAAGAAGAAGAGGAAGGAGAAAGAGAGGAAGAGGGUCAAGAGGAGGAGGAAGAGCAGUGAUAGUUCAGUACAAAUGGAGGAGGAGGAGGAGGAGGAGAGAAGACUUACAAGAGAUAAGAGGAAGAGGAAAUAAGAAUGGACUGCAAUAAGUGGCAGAGAGGAGGAGGAGGAGGACGAUAAACGCAUCACCUCGAGGAAGAAGAAGGAGGAGGAGGAGGAGGAGGAAGAGGAAGAGGAACAAGAAGAGGGUAGAAGAUUCAGCAGACACUCGGAUAAUGGUGAAAGCCCCUCUUAUACUCCACCAAGAAGACUGCAAGAACAGGAGAAGGAAGAGGAGGAAGAGGAAGAAGAGGAGGAGGAAGAGGAGCCACUUUCCCCAGUGGCUCGGUUGGGGUCGAUAGCAAGGAGUCACCAAGGGAGUCAUCGCCAAAACGGGGCAGAACCGGGGCAUUCCGGGUCACCUCAGGGUCAGGGAGGAGCUACCCGGCCAGCGACACGUCUGGGUACUAUGACCUGACCCCGGACUCCUCCAGCGGGGCAUCCGGGGCAAAGACAUUCAAUUUAGAGGAUAUUCCGUACCCUACCAGAGAGAGUGAGAGGCACAGCCCCUCCAACAUGUCCCUCUCCUCCUCCUCCUCUGCCCCACCCACCCCGCCCCGCCCCCCCCACCCCAGACACCCUGGAUGCCAUCCCCAUUCCCCCACCCACCCUGGACCUCACCAACAUCCCCAAGCCGCCCGUCACCUUCACCAUCACCCCGCCAUCCCCCAUCCCCAGGCCCAAGAAGGACCCCCUGCCAAGACCCAAGCCCCCGGUCCCCCUUCCUCCCAUGGCAGCUGCCCCACUGCCCCCCUUAUCCGUCCCCUUGCCCUGCCCCACGCCUGCCCACAGGGAGGAGUCCCUACCAGCCUCGCCGCCCCGGGAGGUGCCCCCCAUCGGAGGGGCGCCGGUGUCCCCCGGGGGACAUGACAGCGACGACGACGACGAGCCCCCCGUCCUGCAUCCCCCGGCCCCCGAGCCCCGCCCCACCCACCACCAGCCACACCACCAUAUAGUGUGGUCACAUUAUUGUCAUCAUGAUCAGGCCGCCGCGGGCCGUGGCGCGGCCUUCACCCUGCUCAUGACACACGAUUCCGCGCCGCCGGCCAGGGACCUCAGCACCGCCUUGAUUCGCGCUAACACUUUCCAGGCCUUGGCUUCCUGCGGCCUUCACCCUGCUCAUGACACAUCAAUCCACGCCGGCCGGGACCUUACGCCUUCGAUGUAUGUACCCCCCCGUGGAGCCCCGAUGGGGGCGCCGCGCCAGCCCCACAGGGUGGCGCAGUCCAUGCUACCAGCACCACCACCACCACCACUACACUGCCCCACCCCGCGACCGCUGGAGCCCCCCGGGGCGCCGCUCAUCACCCCCAGACCGCCGUGCCUCCCCGGAGCGGGGCCGCUCACCCCCCAGCCGCUCCCCACGCUACUCCCCGCGCGCCAUUCCCGUCUAUUUUCCCCACAGGGCAAGGGCUAUGGGUACUCUCCCCCUGCGGCAGUAUUUGAUGACCUCCACUGGGUUCCACAAGGGGGAGGAACAGCGAGUCUCUCCCCCCAGCCCGCUCCCCUCCCCCAACACCCUCGAUGCCAAGUCUUUGGGUACUCUCCCAGCCGUGUCACAGCUGAUGAUGAUGAUGCCACCCCCACCCCCAGCCUGAGCCACCCUCCACCCACCCCAGCCCUCACCAAGCCUCCUCCAGUAACCACCACCACCACCACCACCAGCGACGUAACACCCCACCCCACCCCUCCCCAGACCACAGGCAAGGUGACAGGCAAGGCAUGUGAGGUGAGCCAGAAUGAGCUUGUUAAACUGAGCGGCCUCUUCAAGUACCACUGGAACUGUUCGUCAGAGGAGGAGGAGGAGGAGGUAAGGGAGUGCGCCAAGACCCUUUACAGCGGUGCAAAGGAGUGGAGGGAGAUGAGGAGAAAUUUGAAAGAGAACAGAAGUAGAAUGACAUCAGAUAGCAGGAGUCCUUAGGAUUUAGCACAAUAAGAUCAAUAAUUCUCUUACAUGAGUGACCUAAAGUAAGGCAGUUUAGUCUGGCCUAACUUAACUGACCUACCUAUUUCUGUUAUGAGCUAAGAUAGGCUAUGUUAGGUUAUAUUAAAUUAUAUAAUUAUUAUUAUUUUUUCAUCAUUAUUAUUAAAGAAAGGAAAUAGAACCGAGAAAAAUAAAGUUAAAAAUUAUUGUUA
Molecule: messenger RNA, 4979 nt
Organism: Scylla paramamosain (green mud crab)
Lineage: Eukaryota; Metazoa; Arthropoda; Malacostraca; Decapoda; Portunidae
Exons: 9
Coding region: 3574-4764 (396 amino acids)
Source: RefSeq, a predicted model, not a curated record